CUGGGCUCCACCAAGAAGAUCAAUGUCAACUUCCAGGACCCAGAUGGCUUCUCGGCCCUGCACCACGCGGCCCUGAACGGCAACACAGAAUUGAUCACCCUGCUGCUGGAGGCCCAGGCUGCUGUGGACAUCAAGGACAACAAAGGCAUGCGGCCGCUGCACUAUGCGGCCUGGCAGGGCCGGAAGGAGCCCAUGAAGCUGGUGCUGAAGGCGGGCUCGGCGGUGAACAUCCCAUCUGACGAGGGCCACAUCCCUCUGCACCUGGCAGCCCAGCACGGUCACUAUGAUGUGUCCGAAAUGCUGCUACAGCACCAGUCCAAUCCAUGCAUGGUGGACAACUCGGGGAAGACGCCCCUGGACCUGGCUUGUGAGUUCGGCCGCGUUGGGGUGGUCCAGCUGCUUCUAAAUAGUAACAUGUGCGCGGCCUUGCUGGAGCCCCGGCCGGGGGAUACGACCGACCCCAACGGCACCAGCCCCCUGCAUCUGGCAGCCAAGAACGGCCACAUUGACAUCAUCAGACUCCUCCUCCAAGCCGGCAUCGACAUAAACCGCCAGACCAAGUCUGGCACGGCCCUGCAUGAGGCCGCACUCUGCGGGAAGACAGAAGUGGUCCGGCUGCUGCUGGAUAAUGGGAUUAAUGCCCACGUGAGGAACACCUACAGCCAGACGGCCCUGGACAUUGUGCACCAGUUCACCACAUCCCAAGCCAGCAAGGAGAUCAAACAACUGCUUCGAGAGGCCUCGGCGGCCCUGCAGGUCCGGGCGACCAAGGAUUACUGCAACAAUUAUGACCUGACCAGCCUCAACGUGAAAGCUGGGGACAUCAUCACAGUCCUAGAGCAGCAUCCGGAUGGCCGGUGGAAGGGCUGUAUCCAUGACAACCGGACGGGCAACGACCGGGUGGGCUACUUCCCGUCAUCCCUGGGCGAGGCCAUCGUGAAGCGAGCAGGUUCUCGGGCAGGUACUGAACCAAGCCCAUCCCAGGCAGGCAGCUCACCGGGGCCCUCUGCGCCCCCCGAGGAGAUCUGGGUGCUGAGGAAGCCUUUUGCAGGUGGGGACCGCAGCGGCAGCCUGGGCAGCGUGGCUGGUGGACGAAGCAGUGGGGGCCACACCCUGCAUGCGGGCUCCGAAGGGGUCAAGCUCCUGGCGACGGUCCUGUCGCAGAAGUCGGUCUCUGAGUCCAGCCCUGGGGACGGCCCCGCCAAGCCUCCAGAGGGCUCCACAGGUGCAGCCCGGUCCCAGCUCCCAGCGGCCCACGCAGGGCAGGUGUAUGGGGAGCAGCCACCCAGGAAGCUGGAGCCAGCCUCGGAGGGCAAGAGCGCCGAGGCCGUCGGCCAGUGGCUCGCCACGUUCCAGCUGCAACUCUAUGCCCCCAAUUUCAUCAGCGCUGGCUACGACCUGCCCACCAUCAGCCGCAUGACCCCGGAGGACCUCACGGCCAUCGGGGUCACCAAGCCAGGCCACCGGAAGAAGAUCACCGCAGAGAUCAGCGGCUUGAGCAUUCCCGACUGGCUGCCUGAGCACAAACCCGUAAACCUGGCUGUGUGGCUGUCCAUGAUCGGCCUGGCCCAGUACUACAAAGUGCUGGUGGACAACGGCUAUGAGAACAUCGACUUCAUUACCGACAUCACCUGGGAAGACCUACAGGAGAUCGGCAUCACCAAGCUGGGCCUGAAGAAGCUGAUGUUGGCAGUGAAACUAGGCAGACUGCAGAGGCAGAAUAAAUGAGAUGGGGACCCUCUUUGCCCGAGCCCAUGAUCGCUCGAGGUGAUGGCCAUUGAGUCACCUCCCCCGCCCGAGCCUGCUCCGGCUGACUGCCAGUCUCCCAAGAUGACCACCUUCAGGACAGCCCAGUUUGAGCUGCAGGCUGCCAUGACUGGCCCGGCCCGCCGCCGCCGCCGCCCUACCGCCACCACUGCCGAGAAGCCUCCAACCACCUGCCCCGGCCCGAGGGCCUCCGUCCGGCAGAGGCCAGCCUGGAGUGGACAGGCGUGACAUGAGCAGCUCUCAGGGCUGCUGGGGGGGGACGAACCCCUGGUUGACAGCCCCAUGUGGUACCUGCUGGACGAAGACCCAGCCCCUGGCACCACCCAGGAGACCGGCCAGCCGCCCGCAGCCUACAGCGUCAGCAGACUGGCGUGCCUCCGAUUGCCUGGCAAAACCCGCGGCAGUCCUUCGCCAGGUGCCAGCCACUUCACACCAGCCACAGCCCAGCCGGGCUCCCCUCAAGCCCUGGGGCCUCAUGGUCCAGCCCCAGCCACAGCCAGGUGAAACCCCCCGCAGCUGCUGCCACCAACAAAGACCAUCACCCGUUCGCUGCCUCAGUCACCCACACGCAGCGGCUUUGCCUCGUGCUGCCAGCCGAUGGAAGCGGCGCUGCGGCGCUCGGACCCUGCUGUGCCUUGACCGCCCAGCCAGUGCCCCACACUGUGCCUGCCUCCGGUGGCGAACAGAGCUGACCCAAAACGUGCCCACAGCCUGAAUAAGCUAUCGGCAUCCGACAGCGAACCAGGCGAGGACGAGCUGCUGGUGCCAGCCGCCCGCCGGUUAUCGCCACCAGACGGCCCGGCGUGGGCCGUAACCACUCGAUGCUUGGCGCCGGAACCGACAAACGUCAGCCGCAGCCAGUCCUUGGCGGUCGCGGCCCAGAAAGGGGCAGCCCUUCGCCAAAGCGGCUCCAGCUCAGCCAUGGCCAGCGCCAACCUGGCAGAUAAUUCGGCGCCAGAUGCUGAGGCGGAAGGGAGGCUGGGACGAGAUGGCCCGGCUGGGGAAUCGAGGCACAAGCGCCCGGCAGACCAGCGACCUGGCGCAAGCGUGGACACGAGCAGCGUAGCAGCGUGAAACAUCGCAACCAUGCUGAAGCUGUCAUCAGUGGGGGGUGGGGUGAGCAACCCGCGGAGCCCCGAACCCUGCGCCCGCCCGCCAGCCGAACCAGGUUAUUACAGGGGUGUAGCCUCGGUGAAGCACAAAGGAAACCUGGGCCUGGCAGUGGUGAACAGGCGCCCGCACCCUCAGCCCAGGCCCGAUCCGCGGGACCUCCUGGCCACCGCCCGCCAGGGGGCGCCCUAUAGAAGUCAGGGGGGCCUGCAGACCCGCGGCCACUGUGUGGAGGAUGGGGCCGCCUUGGCCCGGUCACGAGGUCAGCCAAGGGAAGCGAGUGGGAGGGCCAGCCCAGCCGAAGUGGAGGCCAGUGCCACGCUCAGAGAGCGCAUCCAGGCAAGCAAGUCACAGGAGGCGUCCAUUCAUCUGGCCAGUCGGCCGCAGUCAGCGCCCGGCCCAAGGCCAAGGCGGGGAAGCAGGUCUGAGCUCCCGCGCUAGCCACCUGUCUGUGUACAGAAUAGCGCGGGCACCUGCGCCGCGAGAGCGACCUCACUGAGCGACGCUGGGCCCAGACUGCCCCCGCCGCCCCACCUGCAAGUCCCCAUACCGACCUGAUACCUUCCCCAGCUGCCCCCGCCGUGCAGUUCGGAGCCAGCCAAGCCGCCUGUCUCUCCCAAGCCCAUGCUGGCUCAGCCUGUUCCCAAGAUCCAGGGGCUCACCCACACUGCCUCAAGAAAGGCGCUGCCAGGUCCUGGCAGCCCAGAGGUGAAGCGCGCCCACGGCACGCCGCCGCCCGUGUCUCCCAAGCCGCCGCCGCCGCCCACGGCGCCAAACCGGCAAAGGCCGCGGCGGGGCUGCAGUCUGGCAAUUCGCCAGCCGUCGCCGCGCCUCGCCAACUCGCCAGCCAUACGCCGCCCUCCUUCAAAUACGGCCAGCACGCCGCCCUCGCUGAGCGCCAGCCCGCCAAGCCCCGUCCCCAGCGCGUCCGCGCUCGUGCCCGCCAAGCCACCGCGCGCCGCCGCCGCCGCCGCCGCCGCCACCGCCACCGCCGCCGCCGGGCCCCCCGCGCCGCGCCGACGCCUCGCCAGGAGACAGCGCCAGCAGAAACUGGAGGAGACGAGCGCGUGCCUGGCGGCCCGCGCGCUGCAAGCCGUAGAGGAAGAUCAGCAGGAGGACGCGCAAGGGCGCACUCACGCGCCCGCCCAGCCCUCGUCCGCGGAGGAGAAGAGCACCGGCAACACACUGGACGGCAUCGGUAUGUUCGACGACCUGGCCGACCAGCUGGACGCCAGCAUGCUGGGUGGCCUUGUGCUCGUCGGGGUGCUGGGCACCUCUGAAGCGCCAGCCAGGAGGGCCGACGAGACCAAGCGGGCGAGGCAGACCGUGCUAUCCCUGCACAAACACAACUCCUGCCCCUGGGCCCAGGCCGGACGGCGGCCUGGAACUUCGCCUGGCCCAGGGACCCGAGACUCGGCUGCUGCCCGGCGGAAGAACUCAAAGGAUGUGCCUUGCUCGCUGCUGGGCUGUGUCCUCCACACCGUGGAGCGGUGA
Molecule: messenger RNA, 4371 nt
Organism: Puma concolor (puma)
Lineage: Eukaryota; Metazoa; Chordata; Mammalia; Carnivora; Felidae
Source: RefSeq, a predicted model, not a curated record